GAAAACUUCGAAAGUGAAAGUAACUGGUAUUCAGCUCAACAGUGCCGAUGGACAUGAGGCAAUAUAUCAAAUGCAGUUCCUUGUUCUAGGCUUCUAGCUGUUGCAAAGAUCAACGUUUAAAGAAUGAAGAAAAGGUACAACAUGCAUGUAUACCACCAGAUUCCAUGAAUGAGUGACUGUGGAGAAAUAUCACAUACCAGGUAGAUUAGCAGGACGACUUAAUCAGCAGUUUACUUAACAACACUGAAGAAUGUCUGGGGAUGGCAGAUACAAUGGGAGUGGUCUCCCCAUGUUCCACUUACGCCGGAUUGGUCCGCCUGCGACAAAGCCCAGGGUGGCUGAUAUCAUGGAUUUUUUUGAAGUCACCACUAUGAUUGGGAAAAGUGCUCAGUCCACCUAUAUAAUUGAUUCAGCAUCAGAAAUGCGUCGUAUGUACAUUUCCCGAAACCAUGCAAGAGUGGUGAUACGAACUCCGAGCAAUAAUCACAAACUGUUUGAUGACAGUAUGAAUGGUGUUUUUGUCAACAACUUGAAAAUUCUACACAAUGUGGUGUUACAUGAAGGGGAUAGAGUGACGUUUGGCCAUCCACAAGGUGCCAAAAUCCCAGCUGGAAUACGGAAGCUCCAGCCUGACUCUGAAUAUCAGUUCUUGUUUGAAAAAUGCAACUGUCCAGGUCAGAUGAUAGUGAAUCAUAGACCUUCAGAUAGUCGUUCCUUUGUUGUACCAGAAGUUCCAGUGCAUGCUGGUAAAUCCAGUGCCAAGAAGCGAGAUAGGAAUACCACCAAGAUGCUAACGACUAAGGAUGUGCUCAAACUUAAAGAAGAGUAUGAACAGAAAUCAUUUAAUCAUCCAUCGACUAUCCCAUCUGAACCUAGCAAUCGUGAUACAGUAAAGAGUCGACCAGACUCUCCUGCUCCUGAGGACACAACAGCUACUCUCAGUGUUAGCAACCGUCCACAGAUCUGUGAUACAGACACUUCUCACACACAUGAUACCAGGGAAGGGCUGGAUACAGAAGCAACAGCUUCUGAUAAUAAUACUUCACAUUCACAUCCUGUUGUGGAAUCGGCCAGUGUCUCAUCAGAACAGAUGGAUACAGAAUCCAGCGCUACAGCAGAACGGGAUGUUAGAGUGAAAAUCUUACCUGAAAAGAAAGAAAACAAAUUGCAACAGGAAGAAGAAAAGUGCAUUACAGAUCCUUCCGAGUGGAAUUCUGGUUAUUGCGGAGAAUUUUCUAUGAAUAGUGCUAAUCUCACAGAGCAAGAUUGUUUAGAGGGAAAUGGGAUUGAUCCCAGCAAAUGCUCCUGCUCUGAUGAGGACUUCCAAGACAGUGCUAGCCUAGACAGUGCUAGCCAAGACAGUGCUAGCCAAGACAGUGCUAGCCAAGACAUUGCUAGCCAAGACAGUGCUAGCCUAGACAGUGCUAGCCAAGACAGUGCUAGCCUAGACAGUGCUAGCCUAGACAGUGCUAGCCCAUCUGUAGAGGACAGUUUUGAAUUGGUUGCAAAUCUGCCAAAUAACGGUGAUAGCCAGUCAGGCAAAGAAACUUGUCCAUGUCCACCCAACACAAGUACCCCAAAACCGAAACAGGCAGUACAUAAGAGCCAAGUUUCACCAGAAGAUGGUAGAUCUGUAGAAGGAAAUAUCUCCAAGACUUCUGCUAUACUAAGGAACCUAACACAUGCAGGACAAUCAGAUCAAACUUCACAGAAGGAUGCAGCCAUUCAGACAUCUCCUCUUAUCCCUCUGGUUGAUGAACUUCCUGCCACAGAUUCACAGCGAAAAAGGCAGUAUUCUGCUGAUCAAGCACAUGAUGAAGAAGAAGAUCCCAUGGCUCAGAGUAUUGUAGCUGAUACCAUACAACAGACAGACAGGCUUCAAAGACGAGAUCUGGCUACUGAUGAGGGAGAUACAGAUCUCCAAUUACAUAUGUCUAGUGUAAAUAAUAACAAACAGGAUGAUCUGUCCAAUGUUACAGAAACAACUCCGAAAAGUAGUGGCUUAGAUGCAAACAUGUGUCUUCAAAAGAACCAUAAAGUUUUGGAGAUUUUUGAUCUUCAGCCAGAAAUUCAAGUGGAUUCAGAAGUUCAAUCAUGUACAAGUCAAUCGACAGAUUCGGCAGAAUGCCCAACAGAAAUUAUGAUUCAAAUUGACAAUCAAGACUACAACUAUGUUGGUAUGUUCGAAGAUUCAGACAUGGAUGAAAGUGAAUUUGCUGAAGACACCACAGCAGAGGUGUGCAUGGACACAUCAGAUAAUGUAGACAGGACUGAGCAGGUUUCAGACGAUGCGGACAGAACUGAAAUUGUUUUAGAUGUUGAUCCUGCAGAUGAUUUUGAUGAAACUUUAAAUAAGACAGGAGAUAUUUCUGUCUGUGAUGUUAAAAGAAUGGAUGAUGGACAAUUUGACAAGACAGAAACAGAACAGGACAUUUCAGAAGAUAUGGAUGGAAGUGACGUGGGACAAUUAGACAAGACAGAACAGAACAUUUCAAAAGACAUUGAUGAAAAUCAUGAUAAACCUGUUACCAAGUCUUACAUGUCUGACAAGGAUGAAGUUAAAGAACAAAACUCUCCAGCAGGGGUCCAAUCUCAUAUCACAGAAGUAACUUGUAAUGGAAGACUUCUGACCAAAAUUGACUUUGCAGAUUCAGCAACACCAGUUUUAAAUGAAGACAUAGAUUUACCAGAGGAAAAUGUGAAAAAUUCUUCAGAAAAUUCAGAAAUGGAAAAAGAAGUUGUGUCUCUUGUUUGCAAGUCUGCCUAUAGUACAAAUCAUGAGGUUGAAACAGAUGUUGUCAAGGAUGAUUCUCCAAAUUCUGUGCAGGAAAAUCUAGAAAAGACAUUCAAUGAUGAAGAACUUGAGCAGCUUGGAGGGUCAGCAGACAAACACAAUACCAAUUCUUUUGACAUGGUCAUAGAGGAUGAAGAUGAUGAAGCAAAAGUCAAUAAAGAGAUAUUUAAAGAUGUCGACUCUCCAAUCCAGGCAGUAGAACAGAUCAAGAAUGAAACUAAUAUACCAAUUGUGGUUGAUGUCAAUCCCAGAUCGGCAGAUGAUUCUCACCCUUGCUGUCAAAGAACCAGAUGAUCCAUUUGACAAAAUGUUGUCCUGUCCGAACGAGUAUGAUCUAGAAAAUAUUGUGAAUGUAGGUGAAGGC
This is a messenger RNA of Pecten maximus, 3158 nucleotides long. RefSeq lists its product as uncharacterized. Lineage: Eukaryota; Metazoa; Mollusca; Bivalvia; Pectinida; Pectinidae. Gene Ontology annotation, molecular function: protein binding. The coding region runs from base 251 to 3088 and encodes 945 amino acids. The record is from RefSeq and is a predicted model, not a curated record. The transcript has 8 exons.